GGACCGCUUCAUCGUAGCAUAGCAUGGAACGCGUUUAGUCGAGUGCCGGUUCUGAAUCAGUGAAGAUGAGCGUUUUCAAAUCGUUGCCACUAGUGUUGGCGCUUUUGGCCGUUGGCGUGUGCGGAGACGUCGAAUUAGCCGAGGGAGAUGAAUGCAUCGUUCAGCGCACCAAUGCGGCCGGAAUUUGUCGCGUCGUGUCCUCGUGUCCAUCCGUAAUUGAUGACAUUCGAAACCGGCGUGCGAAUCCUACCAAGUGUGGAUUCCUGGGCAGAGUUCAAGUUGUUUGCUGUCCGGAUGGAGUCGAACCUAAAACAACAACUUCCACAAGUGCCCCUUUGACCUCAUCGGCGAUGAGUAAUCAUCCUCGGAUUGCGGAAAAAUGCAUCGAGUAUGGGGAAGCUGUAUUCUCGAAAGAGUACGUCAACUCGGUCGGUGCAGAAGAGCCAAAGUUGCAACGAUUGGACAAAUGUGGUCACAAAGCGAUUGAGCUGGUGGUGAAUGGAGAAGCCGCCAAAUCGCGAGAAUUUCCCCACAUGGCACUGAUUGGAUAUGGGGUGGCGCCUGAGGUGCGAUAUCUGUGCGGUGGCUCAUUGGUCUCCGAUAGAUUCGUUCUGACCGCUGGCCAUUGUAUCAAUUCUGCUGAAAGUGGCCCUGCCACCGCGGUCCGCCUUGGCGAACUGGCCCUAGAUUCCUCGAACGACGAGGCCUUCCCGGAGGACUUCAACAUUGCCGAAACGAUUCCGCACCCGGAGUAUCGUCUCACGUCCCAAUACAACGACAUUGCCCUCAUCAAACUGGACCGCAAGGUGAUCCUGUCGCCGUACAUCCGGCCGAUUUGUCUACCGAUGAGCGGCGAGCUAAAAAACCACCGUGCCAUAGCCACCGGAUGGGGCACCAUCGGAUACGGAGAAGCAACUAGCCCCAUGCUGCUCAAAGUGGUUCUGGAUAUGUUUGCCCAUGACGAGUGCUCGGUGCAGUUUGAGGCGAACCGGAAGCUCAAGGACGGAUUGAGGGAGGAAUCGCAGAUCUGUGCCGGUUCGAGGAAUUCCUCUAAGGAUACUUGCCAGGGAGACUCCGGAGGACCACUUCAGGUUUACAACGACGACAGUGUCUACUGCACGUAUACGAUUAUCGGAGUGACAUCGUUCGGAAAGUACUGUGGCUUGGCGGGAUCACCCGGAGUGUACACCAAGGUUUAUCCCUAUGUAUCUUGGAUUGAAAAUUUGAUAUUUUAAUUACGUUUAAACCCACUUACCUCAUUACUGAUAGACGUUGUUCAUGAA
Molecule: messenger RNA, 1283 nt
Organism: Aedes aegypti (yellow fever mosquito)
Lineage: Eukaryota; Metazoa; Arthropoda; Insecta; Diptera; Culicidae
Product: venom protease
Exons: 5
Coding region: 66-1235 (389 amino acids)
Biological process (GO): proteolysis
Molecular function (GO): serine-type endopeptidase activity
Source: RefSeq, a predicted model, not a curated record